CCCAACACAAUGUCAGAAAACAAAGCCACAACCAUCAACCUCUUCUGCCCGUCGGUGCCGAGCACAGCCCGAGUUCUGGUGGCACCGGCAGAGAGGCUGGACUUGGGUUCCAUAGCUCGGACGUUUGGGGUCGACCCUUUGACGGUGAAGCUGAACGGCCACUUCAUCAGCAGAGGAACCGACCUCGUGGCCUCCACAGUCACAUGGAAGUCCCUCCUCUCUUUCUUCUCCGCCAAGGGACUCCCCACCGGCCAAAACCACGGCAGCCCGCUUGUCGUUGAUGGCAAGCUCUGCAAAGUCGGCAACAAACGUAGAGGGCAUGGUACUGUAAAGAAUAAUGGGUAUGUGACUGAAGAGGAAGAUAGUAAGCUGGUCAAUAGUAAAAAGACGAAGACUAGUGUCCCGGGAUGUGAUGUGCUCAACAAAGACCCAAUUAGCAAGAGAAAGCAAUUUUGCUCCAAGAGAAAGCAAUUGCGGGAAGAUGUAAACUUGCUCAAGAAGCUAAAGAUCAAUGAUACUAACCCAGACAUCCAUGGAAGAACAAGAUAUCUAUGCAACAAUAUCGCAAACACGAAAUCCCAGUUCAGAUGCAGCUACUUAAGUGGACGACUGAAGCGGAUGAGAGAAGAUGAAGCAGUCGAGGUUUCCCCAUCCAAAAGAAUGAGAUGAAGCUUGCGUUGAAAAUAGAAAGGCCCUUCGAAAGCAUACA
This is a messenger RNA of Argentina anserina (silverweed cinquefoil), 709 nucleotides long. RefSeq lists its product as uncharacterized. The transcript has 4 exons. The record is from RefSeq and is a predicted model, not a curated record. Bases 10 to 669 code for a protein of 219 amino acids. Lineage: Eukaryota; Viridiplantae; Streptophyta; Magnoliopsida; Rosales; Rosaceae.